CGAACAAAAAAUCAAGAGCUAUAGAGAAGCUCACGUAAUUUCCUGAAUGAAAUAUGCUACUAGUAUAAUAUUGUCGGGCCCCGCGGUUGCACGAGCCUAUCUAAUCUGGUUCAUAUAAAAUGCCAAACAGUUGAUAUCUUUCCCUCCAAGGCAGAAUGAGCUUAACAGUCUCUGAAACUUCAAAAAAUUUCCCUUGAGAAACUCGCGAAUUCUGUACAAAAUCUGCACUCCAUAGCUCUGCUCAUUGAGUUUUCUGCGAAAAUGGAAGAGUAUUUGCAGUGCAUGAAGACUCUGCGCACUCAAAUGAAUGAUGUGGAGGAUGAAGCAGUUAAGAUAACAGCCGAGGAGCAAAUGCAAAUCACUACUCUGCAAAAUCUCGAAAAUGAAAUUAACUCAGUGAAAUGUCAGUCAAGCCAUCUCAGAGAGGAAAUUGCCAGGAUAUUGGAGAAAAAGGGGCAGAUCUGUUCCAUGAUUUUGGAAAAACAAAGAAAAAUUGCUACUUUAGGAGCUGAUUCAUCCACCCUCAACCAGACAUCGGAGCUCCUUCAACAAGAAAGACACAACCUGUCAGCAAAACUUCUACAGAAAAGUGACUAUUAUGCUAAAACUGUUAAAGAAGUAACUGCUCAGCUCAGAGAACAGCAGGGUUGGUUCAAAGAUUGCAAACAGAACUUGUGGGCUGGAGAGAAUGGCCAGGCGACGGACAAAAUUGGUGAGGAAACUGGUGAAAUUGAAGAGAAUCAGGAUAAUGCGGAAGAAAUUCUAAAGAUGAAUUUGGCAGACGCUAAAACAAAGCUAAACCAGAUGAGUGAGCUGAAGUUCAAACUUGUCACAGAGAACAGCCAGGUAAGGAGAUGUAUUGAGCUUCUGAAGUCAAAGAUGAAUGAUUUCAAGGAACAGCUCAGGGAAAUGGAUAGCGAAUCCUUACAAGAGGAGUACCAAGCACUUCUCUCAGACAAAGCUGGAGAGGCAGAGUAUCUGCACUCUUUACAACUCCAGAUUGCAAAAUUGAUGAAAAUUUCCCACAGUAUCAAAUGUUCUUGUGGAAAGGAGUUCAAGAUAGACUUGGAUCUUUGUGGAUGAAAAUGACCAGGGUCAGGCAAGUACUUCAACUAGCAACACAUUCAAGCAUGUGCAGACUUCAUGAGAUAAAUUGGACAAUGAUGGUGUUUUCUGUAGUAUAUAGUAUACUAAAAUUGAAGAUUAUCAAAAUGCAAUCCUCUAAUAGAUAUCGGAUAAAACUAGUUGUUAUAUGCGUUCAGUGUGUUUUGAACUCUUGUUAAACUAUGAACUUGUAUAUGUCACUUGAUAUUUGUACAAAGUAUAAGAUUGAAACCCAAA
This is a messenger RNA of Solanum dulcamara, 1341 nucleotides long. RefSeq lists its product as uncharacterized. The transcript has 11 exons. Lineage: Eukaryota; Viridiplantae; Streptophyta; Magnoliopsida; Solanales; Solanaceae. The record is from RefSeq and is a predicted model, not a curated record. The coding region runs from base 262 to 1083 and encodes 273 amino acids.